Molecule: messenger RNA, 2094 nt
Organism: Exophiala bonariae
Lineage: Eukaryota; Fungi; Ascomycota; Eurotiomycetes; Chaetothyriales; Herpotrichiellaceae
Exons: 1
Coding region: 1-2094 (697 amino acids)
Cellular component (GO): mitochondrion
Source: RefSeq, a predicted model, not a curated record
AUGGACUUUGCCGUUCGAAUUCCCCGAGUCUUCUUACGAGGUGGACUUGCGCGCCGGACUUACGCCGCCGUGCACUUGGUAACCACCAGUCCUGCGAAGAGACCAUUAGGGUAUCGAUCACUGUCGACGCAGCCACUGAUACACGCACAUAAUCCGCCUUCCACGAGUCCGCCUUCUCUGACCGAUAUCCAUGAUGCUUCUGUAAACGCAUCUUUGCCGCACACGGCUGCGACCCAUCGAAUCUCUCGCAAGCAGCAACCAUUGCCGAUCUCCUGUCCAGGGUGCGGCGCCUUGACACAAGACGUAGAGGUGGGCACUGCAGGGUACUACACACGAUCACGAAAGGCAGUGAAGAACUAUUUCAACGAGCUGUAUCAGAUCAAGAAUGCGACGGAGAACGAUGCUGAGGAUGGAGAGGAGUCUACAUCUGCACUUGAGCCUCUUGAAGCGGGCGAGAUUCAGGACCAACAGCUAGACGUGCGGAUAAGUCCCCCAGCCAGCCUGAUACUGCCCAUUUGCGAUCGCUGUCAUGACUUGGUCCACGAGUCUAAGGGUGACCCCAUAGCGCAUCCAUCAAUAGAGGCUAUAGCCGACUCCAUUGCGGAAUCGCCAUUCUCGAAAAAUCACGUUUAUCAUGUCAUAGAUGCAGCCGACUUCCCCAUGUCACUCAUACCAUCUCUUCAUCAGCAUCUUGACCUUGCAAGGCCGCGGACACAAAAUCGUCGGUCUCCUCAAUUUAGAAACAAUACGAAGCCUGAAUUAUCUUUCAUCAUCACUCGUUCGGACCUGCUUGGCCCGAAUAAGGAAAUGGUGGAUCGAAUGAUGCCAAAGAUGACCACUAUUCUGCGAAAGGCCCUAGGGCACUGGGGAGAAAAACUUCGGCUUGGAAAUGUGCAUUUGGUCUCAUCUAAAAGAGGCUGGUGGACCUCUAGCUUGAAAGACAGCAUCUGGGAGCGAGGAGGAGGAAACUGGCUUGUGGGAAAAUUCAACGUCGGGAAGUCUAACCUUUUUGAAGUUAUAUUCCCCAAGGGCUCUGGGGAUAGAGCACUGUCUUACGCAGACCUGGAACAGGAGCAGCGUCAACUGUCUAUGGAUGUUUCAGGUCAUGUUGAUGCUCUCCCAGAGAAUUCCAUGCUUCCUCCCCCUCAGCCUGAACAACGGUUCCCUUCCAUGCCACUGGUUUCUAGCCUUCCUGGAACGACUGCUUCUCCAAUCCGCCUCCCAUUUGGCAACCACAGAGGCGAGCUCAUUGAUCUGCCGGGUUUGGAACGGUCCGGUCUUGAUAAUUUUGUUGCGAAAACACACAAGCUUGACCUGGUCAUGACAAGCCGUCCCACUGUGAGCCAGUUCAAGAUUAAGCCGGGCCAAAGUCUUUUGCUGGGUGGUGGACUUGUCAGGAUCACUCCACUCCUGGAUGAGAACGAUCCCAGUACGAUAGUGAUGGCAUAUCCUUUUGUACCUCUGACUGCCCAUGUUACCUCCACUGAGAAGGCUAUUGGGGCACAAGGGCAAACACGUGAAAGUGGUAUUGAGUCGAUCUUAGCCGAGGAGGUUGGAACGUCGAUGUCCUCAGCGGGGAUAGUCGACCUCAAAACAGAUGUGACCCGAUCGAGAGCUGGAGCCAUGAUCAGAGCUGGUGUGGAUCCAUCAAAGCUUCCAUUUGAAGUUUUGGCCACAGACAUCCUGGUCGAAGGGGUGGGCUGGGUCGAGCUUGUUUGUCAAGUCAGAAAGAGUAGACGAAGGUCAAUUGCCACACCUCCAUCAACUCCUGCGCCCGAGCACGACAUAGAUGUGCCUGCUGGAAAGGAACCAGAGGCACUUCCAACCACACCUACUAACUUUGUCCCAUUCGGUGGCCUAGUGUCUCUUGAUUCAACCGCUUCAGUCAAAGAUGAGAGCUCCAACUAUUUCCCAAAAGUCGAGAUCUUCACUCCAGACGGCAAAUACAUCAGCCAACGACCUUGUCUCGGUAUCUGGCAGUUAUGGAAUCAGGGAUUGAAGCGCCACCACGAGCGUACAGCUCGACCCAGGAAAGCAAUGAGUGGCGCGAAGAAGCGUGAAAAGAUGGCGAAACGCGCAGCAAGAGCAACUUAA